AUGGGGCAUGGAAAAGUAGAGCUGAAGAAGAUUGAGAAUCCAACAAACCGCCAAGUUACCUUCUCCAAGAGGCGGAUGGGGUUGUUCAAGAAGGCAAAUGAGGUAUCCAUUCUUUGUGAUGCGCAAAUCAGAGUCAUCAUAUUCUCUGGCAGUGGUAGGAUGUACGAGUACUCCAGCCCUCCAUGGAGAAUAGCAAGCGUCUUUGAUAGGUACCUGAAAGCCCCUAGCACCCAUUUCGAGGAGAUGGACAUCCAGCAGAAAAUCAUCCAGGAGAUGACUAGGAUGAAGGAUGAGAGGAACAGUCUGAGGAUGAUCAUGGCGCGGUACAUGGCGGAGGACCUGGCCUCAUUCUCCGUGCAGGAUCUGAGCAACCUUGAGCAGCAGAUCGAGUUUUCGCUAUACAAAGUUCACCUCAGGAAGCAAGAGCUACUCGACCAGCAGCUGCUCGAGAUCCGCCAAAGGGAGAUGCACAUGCCAGCAGAGCAGGGCGGCUACUUGUGCCUCAUGAAACAGCCACUGAAGUGUUGGGAAGCCCUGGAACUGCUCCACCACGUGGCCGCUCCUCAUACUGGUGCUCCUCAACUGCAUCAAGAGGGCAUCUUGGGGAAGAAGCAUGGUGCCACCAAGAGCGUUGUUGUUCGUAUGUUCCGCGUUGUUGUCCAGUGUGUAGAGGAUCUCAAGCUAUCAGGUUGGCUCUGA
Molecule: messenger RNA, 699 nt
Organism: Zea mays
Lineage: Eukaryota; Viridiplantae; Streptophyta; Magnoliopsida; Poales; Poaceae
Product: MADS-box transcription factor 31
Exons: 7
Coding region: 1-699 (232 amino acids)
Biological process (GO): positive regulation of transcription by RNA polymerase II
Cellular component (GO): nucleus
Molecular function (GO): protein dimerization activity; DNA-binding transcription factor activity; RNA polymerase II transcription regulatory region sequence-specific DNA binding
Source: RefSeq, a predicted model, not a curated record